Molecule: messenger RNA, 642 nt
Organism: Yamadazyma tenuis ATCC 10573
Lineage: Eukaryota; Fungi; Ascomycota; Pichiomycetes; Serinales; Debaryomycetaceae
Source: RefSeq, a predicted model, not a curated record
ACCACGACCAUGUUGGGAGAAUUCAAUAUUGCAAGACAUGAAUGGGAAAACGUCGACAAAAACCCUUUGCCCGCCGACAUUCCCGAAGUCGAGGAAGUAGGAGCCACGUCGGCGCCCUUGUUAUCGGCCGCAUAUUUUAUUGGUGCUCGUUGCAAACCCUACAACGAUGACUUUUUGUUGUGCAAGGACGCAAAUAACGGAGGAACCGUUGAGUGCCUCAAGGAAGGAAGAAGAGUCACUCGUUGUGCUGUCAGUGUGUUGAGUGACCUCAACAAGUACUGUUUUGAUGAGUUUAAGUUGAAUUACGAGUGUUUGGAACAGAAUAACCACAACUUGGGUGCUUGCAGGAACAGUGAAAAAAUCUUCAACAAGUGUGUAUUUGCUAACUUAAAGUUGACCAAGCAGAUUCCCGGUGUCAAGGAACAGAUCCACUUGAAGGAGAACCCAAUUUAUACGGGUACUUCUAAUGACAAGAAGAUUUCUAAAGAGUUCUUGAAACUGAAGGAGUCUCAAAACUAAUCACUCAGCAUAUAGAUAAUGUAUAUUUAUAACGGUCCAUCAGACGUAUUGCCAGUAAUUUUGGUUUCUUUGUUUACUGUGUUUUCGGUUGUUUCAAGGUUUUGGUGUACCUCUCCAAUGCUC